GUUUACUUCAUUUUAUACACAAAAAUGACAGAAUCUUCUUCGUCAAACACGAUUCCACCUGCUCUGGCUUUUUUAGUCUCAAAUUUCCACUCGUUAGUGAAUAUCAAACUAGAUUUUGGAAAUUAUUUGCUAUGGAAGAUGCAAGUGGUGAAUGCAUUACGAGCAAAUGGUUACAUAGGGUUUCUAAAUAGAAGUAAUCAGUGUCUUUCUUCUACAACUCAUGAUUCUUCAAAUAAUACUGUUGUGAAUUCAGAAUAUACCAAGUGAAUGUUGAUUAACAAUCAACUGUUAUCAUGUUUGACUGCAAGUCUAUCUUCAACUACUCUAUCGCAUGUUCUAGGGCUUGAAUUCGUGUCUUAAGUCUGGUUUUCUCUAGCACAGAGAUUUAAUUCUCUCUUUAAGUCACAUAUUCAUGAGUUGAAAAAUAGAUUGUACAAUGUGAGAAAAACUGGUUCAAUGGAUGGUUAUAUUGAUGAGAUUAGAGAACAUGCACAAAGAUUAGAGGCAGUGGGACAUCAUGUUGAUGAUGAUGACUUAGUGUUUUACACCCUGAAUGGUUUGCCAAAAGAAGAAUUCAAACAACUUAGAACAGCCAUUGGAGCUAGAGGUGGAGACAUUGCUUUUGAGGAGUUAACCACAAUUCUUCAUUCUGAAGAGUCUAGGAUACACAAGGAAGCAUCUACUUCUGCCAAGGUGUUUGUUGCAGCAUCCAAAAUUCUUGAAAUACCUAAGACUCAGGUGUUUGACACGAAUGCAUCAUCUGUUGUGACUUGUUUUCUGGAAAUAAUAGAGGUUCAACAUCCCAAUUUUAAAUGUUUCAGCCAGUUAAUGGGCCAGGAUAUCAAAUGUUUCAACCAGUCAAUGGACGAAGGCCUUUUUAUCCACAAUCUUUUCCAAAAACAAACCAAAGCAACAAUUAUGAUGGUGGCUUUAACAGAAAUAGAGGAGGGAAAGGAUUUGGUUUUGGAAACAAUCAGAGACCAGAGUGUCAAAUUUGUGGAAUAAAUAAUCAUACAGCUAUGUACUGUUAUUACAGGCAGAAUAUGCAGUAUCAAGCACCACCUAAUGUUCAGUUUGAAUCAUCUCCACCACCAUUUAUGAUUGGAAGGCCUGGUCCAUCAACUUGGUUUGGCAAUCAAGAGGGGUAUUCAGCUUUUGCUCAACCAAGUUAUGCACCUUUUCCACAAAAUACAGUGAUGAACAAUAGUUGGAGCAAUGGAUUUAAUGGUUAGUUUGGAGCAUCUAGUAGCCAGUUUGGAGGUUCUCAUGGAUAUAACAGUGGACAGUCUUCUUCUCAGUUUCCUAGACCUGUAGUCUCAUCUCCUUUUACUCCUUCAGUGGCAAAUAUAGUUCAUCAUGGAGGAUACCAAGGGAUACAGGGUGUUACUAAUGAAAACUCAUCUGUAGUCACUCUAAAUUGGUAUUUUGACAAUGAAGCUUCAGCCCAUGUUACCAACGAUUUAGCCAAUUUGUAGAUUUAUCAGCCUAGUCAUGCUGAAGAGGAUGUUGUAGUUGGAAAUGGAACUUCUCUUCCUGUGCCCUAUGCUGGACAAUCAAACUCUCCAAGUUCUUCACAAGGGGCCCUGCCUCCAUGGUUUGUACCUAAUUCAGACCUUCUUUAGGUCUGUUUCUCGCUCCACAAAU
Messenger RNA from Rhododendron vialii, 1644 nucleotides. RefSeq lists its product as uncharacterized. The coding region runs from base 457 to 1005 and encodes 182 amino acids. NCBI's taxonomy places the organism in Eukaryota, Viridiplantae, Streptophyta, Magnoliopsida, Ericales, Ericaceae. The transcript has 2 exons. The record is from RefSeq and is a predicted model, not a curated record.